This is a messenger RNA of Solanum pennellii, 1431 nucleotides long. RefSeq lists its product as uncharacterized. The transcript has 5 exons. Gene Ontology annotation, molecular function: nucleic acid binding. Bases 1 to 1431 code for a protein of 476 amino acids. Gene Ontology annotation, biological process: DNA integration. The record is from RefSeq and is a predicted model, not a curated record. NCBI's taxonomy places the organism in Eukaryota, Viridiplantae, Streptophyta, Magnoliopsida, Solanales, Solanaceae.
AUGGUUGAAAGGGAGAGUGGCUGUAAACUGAAGUAUAUUAGAUCCGAUAAUGGAACUGAAUAUACUUCAUAUCAAUUCAACAAGUAUUGUAAAGAUUUGGGUAUCCAACAACAAUUAACUGGUAAAUACACUCCACAAUGGAACGGGGUUUCUGAGAGGAAGAACAGAAUUGUGAUAAAGAUGGCAAGAUGCAUGUUGGCAAAAAAGAAGAUGCCUAAAUACUUUUGGGCUGAAGCAGUCAAUACCGCUGUCUAUUUGCUAAAUAGUUUAGCAACUAGAGCAGUCCAAGGUAUUACACCAUUUGAAGCAUGGAAGGGUAUCAAGCCGUCUGCAAGAAACUUGAAGGUAUUUGGUUCGGUAUGCUAUGCACAUAUUACUGAUGUUAAAAGAGGAAAAUUAGACAGUAAGUCACAACUGUGUGUUCUGUUGGGCUAUAGUACAAUUGCAAAAGGAUACACAGUAUACAAUGUUAGUAGUAGAAAGGUGAUUGUUAGUAGAGAUCUUGUAGUGGAUGAGUCUAGACAUUAUGAUUGGGAUCGAGAUAGUAUUGUGAAGAACCAAGACUCUCCUGUUUUGAAGAACAAAUCACUAGCAGAAGUUUAUGAGCAAUGUCAUUUUUCUCUUAUUGAACCAUCCUCAUUUGAAGAAGCAGCAAACCACAAAAUGUGGAUUUCAGCAAUGGAGGAGGAACUUUCCAUGAUUAAUAAACAUGGUUGGGAGUUGGUUGAUAGGCCAGAAGAGAAGAAUGUUGUCGGGGUCAAAUGGGUCUAUCGAACAAAGUACAAUCCAGAUGGCUCCAUCUUCAAGAAUAAAGCUAGACAUGUAGUAAAGGUUAUUCUCAGCAGGCUGGAGUGGAUUUUGGAGAAACGUGAAGAAGACAAGGUCUACAAGCUUAAAAGGGCUCUCUAUGGUCUUAAAGAAGCCCCAAGAGCUUGGUUUAGUAGUCUGGAUUCUCAUUUGUUGUCUCAACGCUUCAACAGAAGCCUAAAUAAGCCUACUUUGUACUUCAAAGGGCAACAAUUUUUCUCGGAGCACAAAGAAGCAAGAUAUUGUAGCACAAUCUUCAGCAGAAGUAGAGUAUGUGUCUGCUGCAUCUGCUACAAAUCAAGCAAUCUGGUUAAGAAAGAUCUUGUUGGAAUUAAAUUUGUUGCCAAAACAACCAACAGUGAUCUAUGUGACAAUAAAUCAGCCAUUAUGAUGGCUGAAAAUCCGGGGAAACAUGGAAGAACAAAGAAUAUCAACAUAAGGUUUCAUGCUUUAAGGGAUGCCGAGAAGAAUGGUGAAGUUAAGUUGGUGCAUUACAUCAGUGAUCAGCAGACUGAUGUUCUGACCAAGGCUCUUUCCACUAAGAAGUUUAAGUUUCAAAGGCAAGCAGAAAAUGAUGGAGAAGUACAACUUGCUCAUUGCAGCUCUGAUCAACAGAUUGCGUAA